Engraulis encrasicolus (European anchovy) is the source of this 3519-nucleotide messenger RNA. It is a transcript of the gene tmprss13b, whose product is annotated as transmembrane serine protease 13b. NCBI's taxonomy places the organism in Eukaryota, Metazoa, Chordata, Actinopteri, Clupeiformes, Engraulidae. Gene Ontology annotation, biological process: proteolysis. Gene Ontology annotation, cellular component: membrane. The transcript has 13 exons. Gene Ontology annotation, molecular function: serine-type endopeptidase activity; protein binding. The coding region runs from base 107 to 1579 and encodes 490 amino acids. The record is from RefSeq and is a predicted model, not a curated record.
GGACACUUUGUAUGCCCAGGUGAACUUCUGACUUAAAAAGAGGGAGUAAGAGCUAAAGGAACCCAACUGAACAUUUAACUAAACUAAUAUAACUUAACAUCAUUCCAUGGCAACUCAUCAGUCGGAUUUGCCACCUCCCUACUACUACCCGGAGAGCGCUGAGAGACCCCCUCCAUAUGCCAACAUCCCCGGGGCCCAGGUGUGGCAGCCGCCCCCCCCACCACAUGCCCUGCCACACUACACUCCACAGCCUGCUCCUGUGGCGCACAUGGGCCCCGUGACCCCCGUCACCCCUGUCACCCCAGUUAUCAUCACCCGUGGAGCGCCACCUAGGUGGAAGUCACCCAGCAGGAGUAGGACGCGCUGCUACUGUGGCGUCGUUGCCAUGAUGCUCACAUUCACUCUGGUCGGCAUAGCAGUCUGGUUGGGAUUGCGAUAUGGGAUAGGAUUUCUGGACAGCCCUCCCGAGGAGCAACCUCCAGACAGCUGCCCCACCAGCCGUGUGCUCUGUGACGGAUACAAGGACUGCUCGCGGGGGAGCGAUGAGUCUGUCUGUGUGCGCUUCGGGACAGACAACCAGCUGCAGGUGAAGACCUCUGAAGAGGGAGACUUCCGUCCCGUCUGCUACCAGAGCUGGAGUAAGCAGCUAUCCGAUCUCACCUGCGCUCAGCUGGGCUUCAGGAGAAGCCACAGCUAUGACGCUGUGAGGGAUUCAUCAUUGAGAAGUCUGUCAGCCUCAUAUAAGUCAUCUAGAUACAUACAGGGCAAGCUUACAAGCAGUUCUUCCUGUCCAGAUCAAGAGACUGUGGCGUUGGAAUGCAGCAACUGCGGACGGUCACAGUUCUCCUCUAGGAUCGUAGGUGGCACUCAGGCGCAGCUGGGGCAGUGGCCCUGGCAGGUCAGUCUGCACAGAAGGACUGGCUCCCACACCUGUGGAGGGUCUCUCAUCGCUCCAGAUUUCGUAAUAACGGCGGCCCACUGCUUCCCCAGCUCAGACGCCAAGUUACCAGGCAACUGGCUUGUUUACAUGGGCAUGGUGUCUCAAUAUCAAUGGUACCUGCCAGCACCAUACUAUGUGGAGAAGAUCAUCUUGCAUAAGGACUACGAUUCCGACUCCAACGACCAUGAUAUUGCCCUGCUGAAACUCACCCGAUCUGUGGCGCCCUCUAGCACGGUCCAGCCUGUGUGUCUACCGUCGUAUAAUCAGAUUUUCCCUUCUGGAACAAAAUGCUGGACUACCGGGUUUGGAACCACAUACCAUGGGCAAACGAGCGGCUCUCGCAGUCUUAUGCAGGUGGAUGUGGAUCUGAUCUCCACUGCUGACUGCAAUAGAUAUAAUGUAUACGGAGGCCAGAUCACCAACAACAUGCAAUGUGCUGGACACCUGGAGGGCGGGAAAGACUCAUGCCAGGGAGACAGUGGUGGCCCACUGGUGUGUGAAGACGACGGCAGGUGGUUUUUAACUGGCAUUACAAGCUGGGGAGAAGGUUGUGGACAGAGGAACAAGCCAGGUGUUUACGCCAACGUCAACAGCCUCAUAAGCUGGAUCUAUAGCAACACACAGUUGGAGAAGCCUUGAUGACAGCGGACCCUCUACACUCGUGAUACUUUCACUCUUGCAAUGAAGCUGAACCGCACUUUAUUUGUAACAAUUGCUACGUUUACAUGAGACAUUUAAUUCGGACUUAAUUGUUUUCAAUUCUGAGUAACGCUUAUUUCGGCUUUGAAAACGUCAUGUAAACACCUCUUGAUUCAAAAUUUAAGGAAAGAGCAAAGUAAACUCGACAGAACUAUUUAAUUCGGAAAUAUUCAUUUGGAAUUAAAAACAUCAUGUAAACAUAGUAAAGAUGUGAUUAAUGUAUGUUCACCUUGAUGGAAUAACUUACUACGGAGCCCAUAAAGGGACAUGUCUAAGUAAAAAACCCUGAAGUGUUUCUCGUGCACACCUGAAACUUUUCGGUGUGCACAUGACGGGAACGUUUCUCGUGCUCAGAAGAAUGUUUUGUAUGCGCAAGAAAACGUUCAGCUCCGCACAAGAAACUUCUAGAUGCACACAAGAAAAUUUCAGCAACCCUUCAAGGGUUUUUAUCGUCACAUGUCAUUUAAAGGGCUCUAUAACCUACUGUUCCUUGAGCUACAGACACUAAAGAGGCCGAUAUGCACAAGUGAGUGCGAUUGCUGGCUUGAGUGUGUGGUUCGUUUCUUGAUUCUCACAAAGAUCAGCACUUAAAGAUGCAUACACAAGUUAAACUGCUCACCACCGCUGUCUCUUGAAAGUUGUGAAUACAAAGACUCUCACUCCCAUCCACCUCAUUACCACGCCCACUAACCUCGCCCAUUUCAAUGUUUUUCAUGCUAUCACAUAAGGCUGCACAAUUUAUCGAAAAUGUAUAAAAAUCACGAUAUAGUGGCGAUAUGCAUAUCGCGAAAAUGACUUAACUAUCGAUAACAAGUCAACAUUUUCUGUGCUGUCCAAUCACUAGCUGAAUGUCAACAAAUGUGCGAGAAGCCCGCCACGACCAAAGCAGCACCCCCGCACAGACAGACAAAUUGGUGACAAAAAACCCUUGACUAUAUUUCAAAAUAAAAUAAAUAUCGUUAUCGAGGUAUUGCGUGCUGUUAUCGAGUAUCAAAUUUUGUUCUGAUAUUGCAGCCCUACUACCACAGGAUUUCCGGUGCGCUGGUUCCAGUCAGGCUGCCCAUAGCCCUUCUGAAUGAUUUAGCGCUAGUAGGCUACCUGCUACCCAAAUAGUAAUGGCGCUGCCCUUAUAACUGUGGAUCAUGAGGUGGAUAGAGAGCAUAGCAAUCUACUGUCACGUCCCAUCCAGUACUCAUAGGGAAAAUAUACAUACAGUACAACUUACAAUGCGCAUACUAUAAAAGUGGCCUAUUCCUAAUAUUCCUCAUACACAAGUAACCCAUAUACACCUUCAAUGUAACAUAUACGUACAUAUAAACAUUGUACCGGAAUGCGUGAGUGCUUACCUAUGUGGCAUAUACUAAAAGUGGUCCAUUUUUACGUAUAUACAGCUUUUUAAAAUUUGUAUAGCAUGUAUGUUUUCAGACCUGAAAUAUAGUAUCUUUUACCUAUGGGUAUAGGCCCCAGGAGAGCUUAUAGCACUGAUCUCCUCAGACGAAGAAAAAUAAACAUCAUUCAAGUUCCACAAAGAAGUCCAGUUGCUCACAGCUGAAGGGAGAUAGCGAUGGGGAUGGGGAUUUACUAAUGGAGGACAAAAGAUGUGACAAAGGUGUGGGUGACACAAAUAUAGUAUUUCAAUAAUAAGUUAAGAUGCACACAACUGGACUUGUUUUCAGUGCUUGAAGACAUUUCACUUCCAGCCCAAAGACCUCUUCAGAUCUUCAAUCUUCAGGGACAGGACAAAGAUAAUAUGGUAAUACAAUUGAUGAAGGAAAGGGGCAAGCACAUUAGUGUACUUGUCCAACAAGUUACAAGACUGGUCUCAGCAUUUUCAGAUUUACAUGUAUAUACAGUAUAUAAAAUAAAUAUUUUGUCCAGAA